Xyrauchen texanus (razorback sucker) is the source of this 1151-nucleotide messenger RNA. RefSeq names its product transcription factor HES-5-like. Gene Ontology annotation, biological process: anterior/posterior pattern specification; regulation of transcription by RNA polymerase II; regulation of neurogenesis. Gene Ontology annotation, cellular component: nucleus. NCBI's taxonomy places the organism in Eukaryota, Metazoa, Chordata, Actinopteri, Cypriniformes, Catostomidae. The transcript has 2 exons. Bases 8 to 475 code for a protein of 155 amino acids. Gene Ontology annotation, molecular function: DNA-binding transcription factor activity, RNA polymerase II-specific; protein dimerization activity; RNA polymerase II cis-regulatory region sequence-specific DNA binding. The record is from RefSeq and is a predicted model, not a curated record.
UACAGACAUGACACCUACAAUCAUCUCAAAGGAGCAUCUCCCUCUCAACAACAAGUGGAGAAAGCCAAUAGUGGAGAAGAUGCGCAGAGAACGUAUCAACAGCAGCAUUGAGCAGCUCAAGUGUCUUCUGGCUCCAGAGUUCCUCAACCAGCAGUCUGAUUCCAAGCUGGAGAAAGCAGAUAUCCUGGAGAUGACAGUCAGUUUCCUGAGACACCAGCAGUCUGUUCUAGACUCCAGUUCACAUGCUGUCAAUCAAGGCUUCUCCAGGUGUGUCCAUGAGAUUGUGCACUUCCUGUCCAAAGAUGAGAUGAAGACACAGAGCCAGAGAAGACUGCUGAAACACUUCCAGAACCUGCAGACAUCAUGUGAGCAGAACAGGAGGGAAAGUGUCCUGUCUCAGCUGAUCUCCUCAGACCAGAACACCUUCAGUAAAGAGAUGAAUGUCAACAAGAGCAUCAUCUGGAGACCUUGGUAGAACCUGACAUGAACUGAUCAUGUUUGAAUGCACAAAACAAUUAUGUGUCUCGAUUUGAGAAAAAGUGUUGAACCAGUUCCACUAUGGAAAAGAUUUUUGUACUGAUAAGUACUGAUGAUUUUAUCUUCUAUGAAGACUUCAUGUAAAGAGGUCCAGAUGGGAAAAUAUACGGACGUCUAUAUUAGACAACAUUGACUUUUACAUUAGAUCCAUUUAACAGUUUUCUUUACUGUAUUAUUGUCCUGUCUCAGGACUGAAAGAGAUUGAUUUGUUAAGAGUGUCUCUUGAGGUUUUGGCAGAAUCUCAUAUAGGGGACAUUCUUUUAUGUAUUUUUAAGUACUUGUUUCUGUCUUCAAUGAAGACUUUCUAUCAUGAUCACGGCCACAUGAUUUUAAUGAUUAAACCUUUAAUUCAUUUUGAUUAAAAAAUGUUUUUAUUCUGAUUUUGCUUUUAUGAAAGCAAUGUUAUAGUUUUGACCUUUCUUUUUCAUUACUUGAAACACUAAUGUAUAUCAAAUAUUGAUAUUGUAUUUGUAUUAAUUAUCAUUAUUGUCAUAUUGAGAGAUGGUGGUUUAAUCAUAAACUCUGCAAUACUUCUGUGUUGAUUAUGUAAAUGUGUCUUUUGAGAAGACUGUUGAACGAUGUUAAAAUUCUGCUCUAUUAAGAGUACAAUGUGU